AUGUCGCUCAUUCGCUUCAGCUACAUUAUUUUUCCCAUGCACCGUUCUGGCAAAUCAUUUUCGGAGAUUCAUAGAGAGCUUCUUGCUCUAGACUCUACGAUCACCUAUCACCAGGUCCGAAUAUUCCUACAGAAACACUGUACUCGCAGACUUCCUUCCGUAAAGGCUGGUUAUCGAGCCCGUAAAUUUUGUUUCGUAUUGCGGACAAUCAAAAGUAUUAUCGAGGACAGCUUUUCGGCAGACUCUUCGACAACUACUGCUCAUAUAAUAAGACGCCUCCAUGAGCGCAAUAUUUCUAUCAGUGCUGCGCAGGUACGUCGAUUGAGGAAGAAACUGGGAUUGCUAAGGACAACAACGAAGUAUUGCCAUAUGAUUCGAGACGUCAAUAAGGAGAAAAGGUUUACCUUCUGCACUAGAAUGAUUGAGACUAAUGAGGAUUUUAGUCAGUGUAUCUUCACUGAUGAGUCGACAAUUCAGAGGUACGGUGUUCUGGUGCAGGACAACGCUCCUGCUCACAAAAGCGCGUACACAACUGCACGCUUAGGGAUGUGGAAGAGCAAGUUGCUCGACUGGCCACCAGAGUCUCCUGAUUUGAAUCCAAUUGAACUUGUGUGGGGCAACAUGAAAUCGUUCGUCAGAAAGCGAAAUGUCCGAACCGUGGAAGAGCUCCGAAACGCAGUUCUGGUAUUCUGGAAGACACUCACUCCUGCAGUCUGCGCCAAGUACAUUUUGGGGAUUCGUAAGAGACUUCAUCGAGUGGUCGAACAAGGCGGAAAGAACAUCUAUGAGGGGCGGUAA
Messenger RNA from Ostertagia ostertagi, 798 nucleotides. The record is from the annotation of a GenBank genome assembly. Lineage: Eukaryota; Metazoa; Nematoda; Chromadorea; Rhabditida; Trichostrongylidae.